AGGAGAAAGGAAGGAAGGGGAGCCAGAGGUGGGAGUGGAAGAGGCAGCCUCGCCCGGGGCUGAUUGGCUCCCGAGGCCAGCCCUCGCCAGCGGUUUAUAAGAGUUGGGGUAGCCGGGCGCCCUGCCCGCUCGCCCGCGCGCCCCCCGAGCUGCGCCCGGCUCCGAGCGCCCCACGUCGAGGCCCGUCUGGCCCCGCGCCGGCUCCGCGCCGUCUUUGGAGUUGGUGGCGGGCAGAGGCAAGGGAGGGCGCCAGCCAGGGAGGCGAGCGCCGCAGCCAGCCGGCCGAGCGCCAUGCGCCGCGCCAGCCGAGACUACACCAAGUACCUGCGCGGCUCGGAGGAGAUGGGCAGCGGCGGCUCGGGCGCCCCGCACGAGGGCCCCCUGCACGCGCCCCCGCCGCCCGCGCCGCCCGCGCCGCACCAGCCCGCCGCCGCCGCCUCCCGCUCCAUGUUCGUGGCCUUCCUGGGACUGGGGCUGGGCCAGGUGGUCUGCAGCGUCGCCCUGUUCCUCUACUUCAGAGCUCAGAUGGAUCCUAAUAGAAUAUCCGAAGAUGAUACUCACUGCAUUAAUAGAAUUUUCAAACUCCACGAAAACCCAGAUUUGCAAGACACAACUCUGGAGAGUCAAGACACAAAAUUAAUACCUGAUUCGUGUAAGAGCAUUAAACAGGCCUUCCGAGCAGCUGUACAAAAGGAGUUACAACAUAUUAGAUCACAGCACAUCAGAGCAGAGAAAGCUAUGAUGGAAGGUUCAUGGUUAGAACUGGCCAGGAGGGGCAAGCCUCAUACUCAGCCUUUUGCUCAUCUCACUAUUAAUGCCACUGACAUCCCAUCAGGUUCCCACAAAGUGAGUUUGUCCUCCUGGUACCAUGACCGAGGUUGGGCCAAGAUCUCCAACAUGACUUUCAGCAAUGGAAAACUAAUAGUCAACCAAGAUGGCUUCUAUUUCCUGUAUGCCAACAUCUGCUUUCGACAUCAUGAAACUUCAGGAGACCUCGCCACAGAGUAUCUUCAGCUGAUGGUGUAUGUCACUAAAACCAGCAUCAAAAUCCCAAGUUCUCAUACCCUGAUGAAAGGAGGUAGCACCAAAUACUGGUCAGGGAACUCUGAAUUCCAUUUUUAUUCCAUAAAUGUUGGAGGAUUUUUUAAGCUACGAUCUGGUGAGGAAAUAAGCAUCGAGGUAUCCAACCCUUCACUAUUGGAUCCAGAUCAAGAUGCCACAUACUUUGGGGCUUUUAAAGUUCUAGAUCUAGAUUGAGUCCCAUUAAAAGGCUAAGACUAGAUAUAGAUUGAGUCCCAUAUUGUGGAGCAUUAUUCUGUAUUUCCUAGGAUGUAUGGGGAAAAGUUCUAAACAAGCCAAGAAAGAUGUAUAUAGAUGUGAGACUACUAAGGGGUAUGACCCACAAUGGUACAAGGAGACUCUUUCCAUGCUUUUGACUCUGUCGUGAGCAUGUGUAUCUACCGCCAAUGGGAGACGUUGGAGUAAAGAUUGUUACAGUCUAAAGACUUUCUUACAUAAUGGCUUUUAAAUUUUGUAAUGAAUUCCUAAAAUUAUACCAGAUUAGCCUGUGGUUAUGUGCUUCAUGUGGGGAGGGGGUCGUCUAAUUGCCAACUGAUGACCAUCUGAAGGGUUAAGUUCCUUUGAAUGGUUACAUCAUGCUGGAACCUUCAAAUAAAUACUUUUUCUAACGAGGAGAGAAAAUAUAUGUAUUUUUAUAUAAUAUCUAAAGUUAUAUUUCAGAUGUAAUGUUUUCUGUGCAAAGUAUUGUAAAUUAUAUUUGUGCCAUAGUAUUUGAUUCAAAAUAUUUAAAAAUGUCUUGCUGUUGACAUAUUUAAUGUUUUAAAUGUACAUACAUAUUUAACUGGUGCACUUUGUAAAUCCCCUGGGGAAAACUUGCAGCUAAAGGGAAAAAAAUGUUGUUUGGUAAUAUCAACUGUAUUAUACUUCUUUACUCUUUUUAACUUAAUAGAUUUUUCAGACUUGUCAAGUCUGUGCAAAAAAAAAUUAAAAUGGCUGCCUUGAAUAAUAAGCAGGAUGUUGGCCACCAGGUGCCUUUCAAAUUUAGAAGCUAAUUGACUUUAGAAAGCUGACAUUGCCAAAAAGUAUACAUAAUGGGCUACUGGAAUCUGUCAAGAGUAUUUAUAUAAUUAUUGAACAGGUGUUUUUUUUCUACAAGUGCUGCAAAUUGUAAAUUUUGUGUUGGGUUUUUUUUUAUGGAAAAGUUAUCAGUGGCUUACUAGCAAAAAAAAAUCCCAUUUUUAAUGUGGUAGAUGAUAUUUUAUACUGUACAGUAAAAACAUUGCCUUUGAAUGUUAAUUUUUUUGGUACAAAAAUAAAUUUAUAUGAAGA
Molecule: messenger RNA, 2349 nt
Organism: Mustela lutreola (European mink)
Lineage: Eukaryota; Metazoa; Chordata; Mammalia; Carnivora; Mustelidae
Gene: TNFSF11
Product: TNF superfamily member 11
Exons: 5
Coding region: 292-1257 (321 amino acids)
Biological process (GO): immune response
Cellular component (GO): membrane
Molecular function (GO): tumor necrosis factor receptor binding
Source: RefSeq, a predicted model, not a curated record